GGGAAUUGCAAGUGCUCGAGAGAGAUUUCUAACGCUCGCCACGUGGAGAUCUCCCAACGAGGCAUCUACCCUCGACUCGAGUCCUUUUUUAUGAACAUUUUGGCGUUUUAAUUGUAAAAUGGAUCUUCUGUGCUGUGAGACAACGGAAACGGAGUGCAGGGCUUAUGCUGAUCCAGCAUUACUGGGGGAUGAGAGGGUACUUCAGAAUCUUUUGAAGACUGAGGAACGGUACGCCCCUAGUAGCUCGUACUUUGAGUGUGUCCAGAGGGACAUUUCACCGCUCAUGCGCAAAAUGGUCGCUGAGUGGAUGUUGGAGGUGUGUGAGGAACAAAAGUGCCAGGCUGAAGUGUUUCCCCUGUCGAUGAAUUAUUUGGACAGAUUUUUAUCAAUCUGUCCGAUCAGAAAGUCACAAUUACAAUUACUCGGUACCGCCUGUCUCCUCCUGGCAUCUAAACUACGAGAAACGCGGCCAGUUACAGCUGAGAUUCUUGUCUUCUACACCGACAAUUCCAUCACACUUGAUGACCUAUGGAGGUGGGAACAGCUCGUCGUGUCAAAACUCAAGUGGGAAUUGUCGGCAGUUACACCCGGUGACUUUCUUCUUCACAUACUGAGUCGUCUGCCCAUUGAUUCACUAGCGUGGGACUCACUCAUGGUCAGGAGACACGCACAGACAUUCAUCGCUCUCAGUGCCAGAGAGUACAAGUUUUCCAUGUACACACCCAGCAUGAUUGCAGCGGCAAGCGUCGCGGCUGCUCUUCAUGGGCUCGAUUGGACGGGAAAAAGUGGUUAUGGACUCUCUGGACUGCUCGAUGAGCUCACCCGCAUCACUGCCAUUGAACAGGAUUACCUGCAGGGAUGCUUCGAACAGAUCGAGGAGAUGGUCGCCCAAGCGAGAAAUACGAAUCACCAAUCGUCAACGACAAAUACAAUGGGAAUGAGUGCACCAACAAGGCCGUUGGGGGAACAGAACACGAGCCAGGACAAAAUGAUGGAGCACGAGAAAGCGGGCACCCCAACUGACGUCAGGGAUGUCCACUUUUGAGCCCUGGCUCGUUGUUAUCAAGUUGACGUUGUUUUUUCAAUGAUUACGAUCCACCAAGAGGAUGAUAGCACUUGCGAGAAAUGGAGGAUAUCUGGGGAGAUGCACGAGGGACCCCGAGGGACUCUGCAACGUCUAGAAGAGGAUUGCAACGUCUCCUGAAAUUUCUUGAGUGAAAUUGACGAAUUAUUCUCUUUUAUCGACCAUAAUCUUCUCUAUUUUGAUUAUUGAACCGUUGAGAAUAAGUCGGGAGACGUUCUGGGGGAAGGCAAUGCAAUACGCUUUACGCAUUAGUUAAAUACACUUAAUUUUUAGCAAUAACGAAUGAUUACAUUUUACGGAUGAAUCCAGAACGAGAAAAACGAUUGUAAUUAUUUCACGUCACGAAUUUUCGACGAAUGGGGAGAGGUGAGAGGGAGCGAUAAAUGUUUAUAGGUAAUGAGAUGAGACCAAUAAUCAUAAGAAUGAAUAAAUAUAGUCAUACCCGAGUCAACUAGCGUUUUGUACAUAUGUGAGAGAGGAUUUUUUUUAUAUUCACACAAACUGCUAAUGGUUAGUUAUUAAUGCAUCAAUAUUUUCCUUCUCCAUCUCGUUUUACUUCGGUUUUUUAAGUCGAUUUGUAUCAAUGAGCGUCCGAAAAAACGAUUCGAUUUAGUGUGUGGAGGAGUGCGUGUGAAUGAGUGUUUCAUUAAAAUCAUAAGUCGAAGGAAAACGUGAAAAUAAAAUAAAUAAACGUUGAAGCAAGGAAGAAGUUUAAAUUUGCCUGCGGAUUUAUUUUUUUUUACUUCUUGUUUUGUGAAGAAAGUCCGUGGAAAGUUGGCAGUUCACAUCCACGUUAAAUAUAUAUUAUAUUUUUGUAAAGAAAAGAGAUGAACAAAUUCAGUUUCUUUUGUCGUGUUGAAAAAUCGGAGGUUGCCGUUUUGUAAAUAUUUAUAGUAUAUAGAGAUGUUCUUAUUGGAAGAAAAAUUCUUUUUCUCGUUUUUUAAGUAUGUAAGGAACAAUGUCGGAGAGUGAAUGGGGGUGUGAUUAUGCCGGCAAGAUCUGAAGGGGUUUCUUGGUUCAUUGAGCGUAACGUUUGCCCAAUGUCUGGAAAAACUGGUUAGUACUUAAUGAGAAAAAAAUAUUGUAGACGACGAAUUCUAGAAAAAGUGUAACAUAGAGUGGAAUGCUGGGUUGAACGCUUUCUUAUUUUUUUUUUUAGUCAAUGGAAUACGUCGUCUGCGUGUCCCUGCAUUCGUGGAUGAUUUUUUUUUUAAGUUAGAUUACAUUGUCAAUAACCAAAUUGUAGUACAAUCUAGGCGCGAGUAAUGUAAGAAUUCUGGAGAUGUCCGAUCGAGCACUGCCUGUUUGAUUAGCAGCCCGGAGAGAUGCGAAACAAUGCAUUUACGUGUUAUGUCAUUUACUGAUUUCAAUUGUAUUUUUUUUCUGCGUUUGUAAAUUGAAUUAUUCUGCAUUUAUUAUAAUUUUUAUGAAAAUGAGGAUGCGGUACGAAAGGAGAUUGUUUUUUUGUUUUUUUUUAAUGAUUUUUUUUAUGGUUUGGUCAGUUUUGGGAGGAGUGGUGGAAGGAGAUGAGUUCGGUUUGUUAUUUGGUUGACAUCUUUGAAAUUGCUGAGUUUAGAGAGAAAUCCCUUCAUAUUUCCGCCUAAAUCUCUCAUUUUUAUAGAUAUUAUCAUAAAAAUAUGGUUUUUUUGGAAAUUAUUUGAAAACUAUAGCUGAAAUAAAUGACUUUAACCUCAGAAAAAUGAGAAGUGAACAAAAGACUUCAGAGAAAAAUGUCACAAGUUCAUUGUUCCAUGAAAAAGGUGAAAUGAAAGGUGUAAUUUCCGUUUAAAACUCUCAAUUUCAACGAUAUUUACAAAACAAUAUUCAAAUUUUCAUCACUUUUCGUCACUUCAAAACUAGAUUAAAUAUUGAUUUGAAAUUUCGUUUAGUUUCUCCUUCUUCAGUCGUACUACACUCACUCAUAGUCGAAUCAAACUUGAAUGGUUAACUUUUAUUUGAAAUUCGAGAAUACCAUACUGUCACAAGUGCUUUCGUUCAGUCUCUGCUGUUGUAAAAACCAAUCAGUUAACCAUGCAAUAGAACCACUGAUAUACCUCAAACCUCGCACAAAAAAAUGUUCACAAGAUUCCCGAUUAUCGUCUGAUCGUGAAGAAACGAUUUUAGCCACUGGAAUCACAAUAACUAUUUUUUUUUACGUAGCAUACUUUAAUACUAUUAUUAUUUUUUAAUGAUAACCACAAACUUGUAAUAUGUAGAACCCCAAACACUUUUGUACAUAUCAAUGUGCGUUAACGAUUUGCGCAUAGUCGAUUGAGAAUAAAGUAUUGGUAUUUUAUACAACCAAA
Diachasma alloeum is the source of this 3390-nucleotide messenger RNA. It is a transcript of the gene CycD, whose product is annotated as G1/S-specific cyclin-D2. The transcript is spliced from 5 exons. Gene Ontology annotation, molecular function: cyclin-dependent protein serine/threonine kinase regulator activity. Gene Ontology annotation, biological process: regulation of cyclin-dependent protein serine/threonine kinase activity; positive regulation of G1/S transition of mitotic cell cycle; mitotic cell cycle phase transition. The record is from RefSeq and is a predicted model, not a curated record. The coding region runs from base 119 to 1045 and encodes 308 amino acids. NCBI's taxonomy places the organism in Eukaryota, Metazoa, Arthropoda, Insecta, Hymenoptera, Braconidae. Gene Ontology annotation, cellular component: cytoplasm; cyclin-dependent protein kinase holoenzyme complex; nucleus.